CUUAUGAAAAGGCAACCAGAGAACAAAGGAUGAGAACAGAGAUAUCACAGGCAAAGAAAGAUGCCAAUUUUUAUAUUGAGAGCGUUGAAAAAGGAAAAGGAUUUGAAGCCAUGGAACAGAGAAAGAGAAAACAUGAUGAGGUAGUCCCUGAAAAGAAUAUCAGAACUUUCAAACAACACAGAGUAAUAGAUGAUGCUCCUACAACAUCGGAACCGGAGAAAAAGAAAAGCAAACCAAGUCAAAAUACAAAUAAAAUCAAUGCUAAUCUCCUUAGUAAGAUUUUCACCUCCAACAGAUGACAGUUAACUCCUUCUGAUGUUUGCCGCAUGUAAAUAAAUAAAUAAAUGAAUAUUUGAAAGAUGUGGUCUAGAUAAAUUUUCUUACUGAAAAGAAAAAUCCAUUCUGAAUUACAUAUUAUCUAACAACUGGAUACUUUAUUUGCUGUUUUCAAUGGCUUUUCAAGGCACUUAUAGGCAGUUGCAUUUCUUGUUGUUGUGAAACCAGCAUCUGAAAAAUUAGAAGAAGAACAAUAUUAUCAUUACUAAUUAAAGCAAAUUGCUUUCUUUAACUUUUCCUUAUCAGAAGAAUUCCGAACUACUACUCUUUUCUGCUAAAUUGCCCACAUCCCCUUUGCUUACCACAGGCCAGUAAGGUCUAUCGUACGAUGUGUUUAUUUAAGCGGAAACCACAUAAGCAAUCAAUUUAAAUCUGAUAAUUCAAUAAAACUUAGAAUUUCGUA
Actinia tenebrosa (Australian red waratah sea anemone) is the source of this 739-nucleotide messenger RNA. RefSeq lists its product as uncharacterized. Gene Ontology annotation, biological process: endonucleolytic cleavage in ITS1 to separate SSU-rRNA from 5.8S rRNA and LSU-rRNA from tricistronic rRNA transcript (SSU-rRNA, 5.8S rRNA, LSU-rRNA); small-subunit processome assembly; endonucleolytic cleavage to generate mature 5'-end of SSU-rRNA from (SSU-rRNA, 5.8S rRNA, LSU-rRNA). Gene Ontology annotation, cellular component: nucleolus. Lineage: Eukaryota; Metazoa; Cnidaria; Anthozoa; Actiniaria; Actiniidae. Gene Ontology annotation, molecular function: RNA binding. The record is from RefSeq and is a predicted model, not a curated record.